Molecule: messenger RNA, 597 nt
Organism: Pseudophryne corroboree (corroboree frog)
Lineage: Eukaryota; Metazoa; Chordata; Amphibia; Anura; Myobatrachidae
Product: olfactory receptor 6B9-like
Exons: 1
Coding region: 1-597 (198 amino acids)
Biological process (GO): G protein-coupled receptor signaling pathway
Cellular component (GO): membrane
Molecular function (GO): olfactory receptor activity
Source: RefSeq, a predicted model, not a curated record
AUGGCCUAUGAUCGUUAUCUGGCCAUCUGUUAUCCUUUACGGUAUAAUAGCAUUAUGACCUCCAAGUUUUGUUGGAGUCUGGCAGGUGCCUGUUGGCUGGGGAUCUUCCUUGGCUCAUUACUCCCUGUCACUUUUUUGGCAAAGCUAUCCUUUUGUGGAGCAAACAUCAUCAACCAUUAUUUCUGUGAUGUGUCCCCACUCUUAAAACUCUCAAGUUCAGACACCUCUCUCCUAAAAUCCUUCUUUUUUAGCUUAAUGUGGGUCAUUAUUUUUGGCUGUCUUUCCUUCACUCUUUUGUCUUAUGCCAACAUUAUUUUCACUAUUAUGAAAAUCCCCUCUAUAGUUGGGCAACAAAAGGUAUUUUCCACCUGUGGUUCCCAUCUUACAGUGGUGAGCAUAUAUUUUUGUGCUGUCAUAUUUAUGUAUGUCAGGCCAAGAGAAAGUUACUUCUUUGAGAAAGAUAAGUUGAUUUCUGUAUUCUACUCCAUUUUAACUCCUCUGUUAAAUCCAUUUAUCUAUUGUCUGAGAAACAGUGACGUGAAACAAGCAUUACAAAAAAUUAUCCGAACAAAAAUGUUGGCAAAUCAGUACAUGUGA